AUGCCGGCCUUGAGGUCGCGGAGCAAGCGCUUUGCAAAGCGGACACCAAGAGAGUUUUGCUCAGGACACUUGACAAUCGCCAAUCCGGAGUCAUCCAGUGGGCCUGAAGGAAUCACGAAAUUGGUGCAACAUGAGCAUACAAAGGCUGCGGGUUCUUCAUCCGCCGCUAAUACUACACCCGCGGAGAUUCUAUUGCAAAUAUACUCUCUGUUGACACCACGGGACUUUGACAAUGCGCGACGAACUUGCUCGCAAUGGAUGAGAGUCAGUUUGAAUAAAGAACUGCUGGGAUCUAUGUUAAAGCGAGCCGGUUGGUGGGAUGCAUGGCAGGAAGAUAGUACGACGCAACGGAUCUAUCGCAAUCCAUCCAGCUAUGAGAGCGAAGUGUGGCGGAUGAGCAAGCGCUUUGCGACAGAGUGCUUACUAUCCGGGCAAAGGACAAAGUUUGAGAAGCCGGGUUUUGUGGCAACGGGGUCUGUUGAUUUCUCUCAUCUUGCAAGAAGCUUGCCAAGGAUGAAGACUCGUGGAGCGACAGCAUUCGAGGAUCGAAAUUCACAUACUACCCCAACGUUUAGUGUUAGCAGCUGCGGCAAGUAUCUUUUGGCCACAGCUGGCUGCGUGGUAUAUGUGUUCCGUCUCGUCUACAGGAGAUCCAGAUCUAUGUCUUCGGCAGAGCUGGCAGAUUCCAAUGUGGUACCAAUAACCAGCAUCUCCUGUCCAUUUGAAGUUCUCUCGGCCACAAUUGAUACAGCUACGUCGCCGUUUGUGAUCGCCGCAUUAUUACAAAAUCGGGCUGGUAUGGUUUGUGACUUGGACGUAUCAAAUAUCAAUCAUGAUGUUGCAGCCACUGCUGGCUCAGUGGACGAGGCAUCAGAAUCCUUGUCAUCCAAACCAUCUAAACACAAUUUAAACUCGAUGCCAACAACCACCCAUUCAACCCCGCAUUAUUUCUACAACGUUUGCUCCGAAGAUCACCCGCCAAGAACAAUAGCCCUAUGUCCAGGCCGUCGAUGCAUUGCAUUCGGCUGCGCAGGAGGCAUCGAAAUCCAUUGGGUAGACGAAACAAAUACUGACCAACGCCGACAUUUCCCCAUGUCCCAACCAUCCGAAAUCCUCCACUUCCUCCCAAACUCACCAAAAGUCCCAACAGAAAUGCGCCUCAUCUCCUCACUCGCCGGGCCAGGCGUCCACGAGUGUGCAUGUCGCCAAUCCCCCUUCCCAGACCAUACCAAGAAAUGUCAAUUCAAUUUCCUCGAUGCAAGAUCACGCAAUCCACCCAACAAUCCAUCCCUCAGUCUGGUCCGUGCAAUACAUUGUCAUCAUUACCGUGCUAUGCCCAUAAACGAUGGAUACCAUAUCAUAUUCAUAGAACCCCGCACUGGCCUCUUAUGCAUCGGAUCCGACGCCCCCAUCGGUGGCCCAACAAGUUUAACCCGUGCUUUCGUCUGCGUCCCUCCGAAUCGCAAAGGAACUACGACUAGACAGCCAGAAACUCGUGUCCCGACCGCAUUCGCUGUAGCCUCAGAUCUACGUUGGGGCCUGCGCGUCAUAGCUGCAUACCAAGACCGUAUAAUCCUCUACUCAAUCCCGCUUGAUGUCCUCAAUAUAGUUCGCAGAGAACGCGAACGCCAGUCAGAUGGUGAAAUGGGUGAUGAUCCAGCACGGGACUGGGGAGAUUCAGAAGAAUUCCGCCGCCGUGAGAAUCUUUUCCAAAAUGCUAACGGGGACUGGGAGUUCCUACUUAGCGCACGAUAUAAACCCGCUUCGAUGGUUUGGCCGUUUAAAGUUUACGGCAAGGAAAUCGGUCACAUGGAUAAUAUAGUCGAACUCGCUCUCCAAUCUUCGAACGGUGGCGCUCGUAUCUGGGCGUUUGGGUCAUCUGGUUCUGCUCGGAUAUUUGAUAUCGAUACGUUCACGUCUCCAUCUCAAACUACACCCCCGAUGAAGCUGGUCACUCUUGGCUCGGAUGGGAGUAUCAUCUCUGCUACUAUAUCCGAGCGGGGACUCGGCUCCGAACCCGUAUCCGUGACUGGGGCGGAACCCGAGUCCGGCUCCCGGAAGCGCAAAGCGUCGGCGCUGAAAGAUGGUUUUGUGGGGCGAUAUGGGACUAGUCGAUAUGUGUCUUGUAGGACAUUAGAUGGGCUUCGACCUGUUAAUGCUCUACAGAUUCAGGAGGAGGAUACAUCUGUGCGGAGGCCGUCGUUUGCGGCUUGUAUUGUUGAUUUUAAGAUCCCUGAGCUUGGGAUGAGAGGUGGGGGGUGGAAGAGGAGUACGUCGGAUCGACCUUGA
Penicillium pulvis is the source of this 2289-nucleotide messenger RNA. RefSeq lists its product as uncharacterized. The transcript has a single exon. NCBI's taxonomy places the organism in Eukaryota, Fungi, Ascomycota, Eurotiomycetes, Eurotiales, Aspergillaceae. Gene Ontology annotation, molecular function: protein binding. The record is from RefSeq and is a predicted model, not a curated record. The coding region runs from base 1 to 2289 and encodes 762 amino acids.